This is a messenger RNA of Zea mays, 1416 nucleotides long. Its product is annotated as cupin, RmlC-type. The record is from RefSeq and is a predicted model, not a curated record. Gene Ontology annotation, molecular function: oxidoreductase activity, acting on single donors with incorporation of molecular oxygen, incorporation of two atoms of oxygen. The coding region runs from base 643 to 1176 and encodes 177 amino acids. NCBI's taxonomy places the organism in Eukaryota, Viridiplantae, Streptophyta, Magnoliopsida, Poales, Poaceae. The transcript is spliced from 8 exons.
CGGUGGCAAUUUGCAUAUCUGUUAGAGCUGCAUAUCUGUUGCCAUCGAAGAGGAAACAAAAGUACAAAACCAUCAAACCACACACGUAUCUUCUGCUGGCGAAGAAUUCGCGGCACAAACUCAACGCCGUCCAUUGGCUAAGUUGGCUCUGAUGUCCCUAUCGGCCACCAACCGACCGGACUGGGCAUGAGAUGGGAGGGAGUACAAGAUGGGCGUGAGAUGAGCGAGGACCCUCUUCCUCCUGCUGCUGCUCUGGCGUCGCCGCCCCUCCCAAGAACACCAGGCUCUAAUUUAAUUUAAGCGGAGGGAAGCUUGAUCGAUCAGUCUGACACUGCCCUCGUUAAGUUAUAGCAAAUGCCUCCCGCUUCGACGGAUGCAAACAAUGCGAUCCAGAAGCUGUACGACGUCUGCAGAGCCUCACUGUCCGAGAAGGGGCCUCUAUCUCCUCGUGACUCUCUCGACAACGUCCGUGCUGCGUUAGACAUGGUUACCCCGUCCGACGUCGGCCUUGAGCGCGAGGCUGGAGCUGUGCGUGCUUGGAGGAGCCCACGGGCGGCCCUGGGCCGGAAGAGGGUUUUCCAUUCCAGCCCAGCCAUCAGAUAUCGCCAUAUAUAGGAGUGCGCAAGCUUCUCGACAGCUGAUAUGCGAUAUAUGCAGAUUGGGAUGUUUUGCAUGCCGGCAUCAUCCAUCAUCCCGCUCCACAACCAUCCUGGAAUGACCGUGCUCAGCAAGGUUUUGUACGGCGCGGCGCACGUCAGAUCAUACCGCUGGAUUGAAUCAGCUGGAUCGUCCAUUAACCUGUCGAAAGCGAGGCCAGCCAAGGUUGUAAGGGACGGCGAGAUGUCCGCGCCGUGCGGAGCGAUGGUUCUUCGUCCAGAGGAAGGCGGCGACGUCCACGCCUUGAGAGCCAUCACUCCCUGCGCCAUCCUCCACAUCCUGACGCCCCCGUACUCCUCGCAGGACGGGAGGCACUGCUCCUACUUCCGGAGACGCCCAAGAUCACACCCAUCGGGGUCAGAUGGAGGGAAAACGGAGGUGGUGGACCAAAUCCCUGUGCAACGUCAAGGCUCUGCAUGUACUGGAUCAUCUAUGUCAUCCUCUACUAAUCCGCCAAGCGAGCCGCCCGGUAUGGUUUGGACUACACCUAGCUAUAAUGGCUCCUUCGCCCCUGGCUGAGCGCAGGCGCGGGCCCGUCGCGCUGUUUCCCUCGGCUGUCGUCGAGCCGCUGUGCAGCCACACCGUCACGCUGACAUUGACGCCGGCGAGCCCGUCUUCCCCGACGAGCCCUUCGUCUCUGGUGACUUAUCGCGAUUCGUUUGUGAGCUUCGAGGAAUCGACGGUCAAGCUUCGGCGACCAAGUGGUCAGGUUCUUUGAGUUCUACAAAGUUGAAGACCCUAAGCAUCUGUUUGGUGAAG